Molecule: messenger RNA, 3786 nt
Organism: Anopheles funestus (African malaria mosquito)
Lineage: Eukaryota; Metazoa; Arthropoda; Insecta; Diptera; Culicidae
Gene: Ube3a
Product: ubiquitin-protein ligase E3A
Exons: 6
Coding region: 433-3540 (1035 amino acids)
Biological process (GO): protein polyubiquitination
Molecular function (GO): ubiquitin protein ligase activity
Source: RefSeq, a predicted model, not a curated record
CAACAAUAAUCGUGCCUAAAAAAAUCUUGGGUGGCUUUUAAACUGUUUGUCAAAACAAUUCUAAUUUGUUGAGUGGGUUAUUUCGCGCUUGACAGCUAUUUGGAGAACAAAUAAUUUUAUUUGAUUGGAAAACGACAGAACAAUAAUAAGAACGCGCCUAGUACAGCAUCAGCGUUUGCUUUCUUCGGAAUAGUGCUUGGCAUGCAAUAAUUUCCUUACAAAAACAACUAUCCGCGACACGGGUUUUAUUUUGCUGGUACAAAAUUUAACAAAGGGUUGUGAAACACGCUUUUCGGUUGUUUUGUGCAACUCGCAAGGUGUCUUUGUUGCAUGCGGUGCAAGGAUUCUUGCGUUAUCGUAGGUUCGCUGAACACCCUCCGAACAACAACAUUAGGUGCGGGCAGCUGAGACUAUUGGAAUCUCGCUAGUUCUAUGAACACUGCACACGAACAAAACCAAUCCGACGACGAUUCCAGAGUCGAUGAAGAACCGUCAUCCUCAGGAAGCCAAUCGUGCGGAAAGGAUGAAAGCCAAACUACAGAACCUAACAAGCAAACAAACCAUACGGCACCGUCCUCCUCUCCGGUCACAUCUUCCUCCGGUCGGUCACGCGCAACAAGUUCUGGGAUGACGAGAGAAGAGCAGGAAUUGAAACGAGUUUCAGCGAAAAAGCUUAUCGAGCGGUAUUUCUACCAGCUGAUGCAGGGCUGCGGUAAUUCGAAAUGUUGCAACAAAAACUGCGCCUCGAGCGGAAAGGUCGGUCGUUUGACACCGAACGCAGCCGCCGCCCGGGCAAUCCAUCUGUUUUCACAAGAAGCUGAUUUGUGCUUCGAGGCGCAACCGGCAAAGGUAGCGAAAACGAAUAUUCAUCAUAAUGCGGCAUGCAGUAGCGCUACGCUUUCUUCGCCUGGACAAGAGUCUAGCUCAGCGGCAAAUCAAUCAAAUACGCACUGUGACCAAAGCAGUAAGGAGGACAACAGUGUCGAACGAAUGGAUGUGGCGUAUGACAACUCCGCGUUUGAUCUAGGAUCGAUGGAAGAGGUCCCGACGGAAACAAUGGAUUCUAGAAACAGUCUUACGGGCAGCAAUUGCCACAGCACUGAUCCUCUUACUGCGGCCGUUGUACCAGUGGCUAGCAUUGAGAAUAAUAACGUUAGCAGUGGGAGCAGCAGCACGAAACCCAAGACAGACGAGGGCCAAUAUAUCGAUGAACGAUUGUUGCAGGAAUUGACUGAACGUUGUAUUCGGGAAGGAUCGGACGCACCGUUGAUCCGCACGGUCGGUGCGGUGUUUUCAUCGUAUCGUGGCCUAGCGGCAAGCUUCCAGUUUUGUCCAGCCUCGUCCAGCAUCGAAAAAAUGUUGGCACGCGCUCCCGCAGGUGAUUUGCGAAACAUAAAGAAAGAGGAUUUGCGUUCGCUCGAGGGCGACCCGGACAAGGAUGAAGACAGUAAAGCACCAGUAAAAUUGGUUCCGGAUGUACCGGAUCCCGCUCAUACAACGGUCGAUGUGGAGUCGCUUCGUCGGUCACUGAGAGCAUUGUAUGCCGCCCGUCCAAACGUGUUCGAAAUGAUUAACAACGCGCUAGAGCGGCUCGCCGAAUCUCUUUCGAAGGAUCUGUGUAUUCGGCAACCCAUUCCGGACGAACUGGAAUCGUUUGUGACGGUGUUUGUAAUCGCGUUUGAAACCAUACUUGUUGGUGCGGUCGACUGUUUAGAGGGCUCGUUUCCAGACAUUUGCGCUAAUGUGAUUCAGUUACCCGUAUGGGCACAGUGCCGAUUGGUACGCAUUUGGGCCGAACACUGCAAGGAUAGCAUCCAUCCGUUGGUGCAGCAGCUGCAGCAACUGAUAACCGUGACCACGCUUUCACUGAACGCCUCGUACCAGUCCAUACGAAUAAAUGAAAUCGAUAUUAUCUGCAAUGCAACCAAGGUGAUGAAGCUAGUAUAUUAUGCGAACAUUCUGGCCGGUGAGCUGGAACCAAAGCAUUAUCGUGAAUUGGACCUGCGAAACACGUCGCUACCAACGUACACAUACCUCUCGCUCAUUCCCGAAGACGACGACCUGCAGAUGCUCGAUACGGAGGGUCAGUCACGUCAGAAGAAACCGGAAGAUCCUUUGCUAGCGGAACUGGACUUGAAUCCGCUCGACUGCCGAAAGCCACUGGUGCCAUACGAGGAGUUCUACAACGAGAUGCUGUGCGAUGUGAUGGAAGUUGAUUACGAUUAUAUGGCGUACAAGAGUAUCGCCUCGGCAGAGAUCGGUGGUACGUCAACACUCGGGACGGAUCCAUCCAAGCUGUUUAGCUUCAUACAUUAUCCGUUUGUUAUGACGCCCACGACGAAAACACUUGCCCUCUACUUCGAUUCGCGCAUUCGCAUGUUCUCCGAACGGAGGCUUAGCUUUCUGCAGCGGGAACGGCAGCGCCAGCUGCAUCAGAUUAGUAAUAGUAGCGAACUACAGCCAGCAAAUCCGUACCUCAGUUUAAAGAUUCGUCGUGACCAUAUCAUCGAGGACGCGCUGGUCGAGCUGGAGAUCAUUGCCAUGUCGAACCCGAAGGACCUGAAGAAGCAGCUAGUGGUGGAGUUUACGGGCGAACAGGGAAUCGAUGAAGGUGGUGUAUCGAAGGAAUUUUUCCAGCUUAUUAUUGAGGAGAUCUUCAACCCUGACUACGGCAUGUUCAUGACGAAUGAAGACUCCAAUACGGUAUGGUUCAAUCCGGUUUCGUUCGAAAAUGAAGCGCAAUUUACGCUGAUAGGUAUCGUGCUCGGAUUGGCCAUAUACAACAACAUCAUCCUUGCCGUUAACUUUCCCAUGGUGGUCUAUCGGAAAUUGAUGGGAAUGAAGGGAUCAUUUCUCGACUUAAAAGAUCUCAAUCCGGUGCUAUUUAAUAGUUUACAGUCGCUUCUGGAUUAUACGGAGAACGACAUGGAGGAGGUUUUCAUGCAAACAUUCAACAUCGGUUAUCGUGAUGUGUUUGGAACUGUGCUCGAGUACGAGCUAAAACCGGACGGGGACAAAAUAUUUGUCACACAGGACAACAAACAAGAGUUCGUCGAGUUGUACAGCGACUUUAUGCUGAACAAAAGCAUCGAAAAGCAAUUUAUCGCCUUCAGGCGUGGCUUUCAAAUGGUGACUGACGAAAGCCUCUUACAUCUGCUGUUUCGACCCGAAGAGGUGGAGCUGAUCGUGUGUGGCAGCAAGGAGUUUGAUUUUGAUGAGCUCGAACAAUCGACCGAGUACCAGGGUGGGUUUACUGCCGAGUCGGAAACUAUCAAGGACUUUUGGUCCAUCGUGCAUGGGCUUUCGAUGGAGAUGAAAAGGAAGCUGCUACAGUUCACCACAGGCUCCGAUCGUGUUCCCGUUGGUGGUCUUAGUCGGUUAAAGCUGGUAAUUGCCCGCAAUGGUUCGGACAGUGAUCGGCUGCCGACGAGUCACACCUGCUACAAUGUGCUGCUGCUUCCCGAGUACGAUUCGAAGGAAAAGCUUGAGGAACGAUUGCUGAAAGCAAUUAACUAUUCGAAAGGGUUCGGGAUGCUGUAACCAGGCACGGUUCUGUUUCAGUUCUGUGCCUUAGCACGCCGCUCAACACAAACGCUAGAUGUCCGUUCGUCUUGUUUUGAUCAAUCAUGUAAUUAUAGCGAACCUAUACGAAAGACCAACAGCAGCAACAUUUGGGGUAAUAUCCAGCAUGUUUCAUCGGAAACUCCAUUUUCAAAAGUACUGUAUACCCUUUACGGGUUGUUUUGUACUUCAGAAGCUUUUUCUAAAAUAUAUUGUUUAUCUUUA